ACAUAAAACAGGCGGAAACGCCGUAAUAAGUUCUUUUUCUUCUUUGUUAUUUUACUGCAAAGCGGCCACCAACCACGUGGAGCUCUUGUUGUUUCUGUUGGACGACCGUGGACCUGCACCUGGAGGGGUCUCCGGCCAGGAAGACGGAACAACAUCCCCCGAGUGAGUUCAGUCCCGGGACAGAAAAGUGGAAAACUGAAGACUUGUGAUUCAACCUGCGGACCCUCCACACCCUGAAGCUUUACUUGAAGAAAAAAAUGGCUUCCAGAUCAGAGGAGGAUCUCUGCUGUCCGGUCUGCCGUGAAGUCUUUAGAAACCCUGUGUUUCUAUCAUGUAGUCACAGCUUCUGUAAAGACUGUCUGCAGAGAUGGUGGGGAGAGAAACAAGCUCGAGAGUGUCCAGUCUGUAAGGCGACAUCUUCAAAUGCAAAACCACCUUGUAACCUGGUGUUGAAGAACCUGUGUGAGGCCUUCUUACUGGAGAGAGAUCAGAGAGCUUCAGAGGCUCUCUGCAGUCUGCACUCUGAGAAACUCAAACUCUUCUGUCUGGACCAUCAGCAGCCGGUGUGUCUCGUCUGCAGAGAUUCAGAAAAACACAUCGACCACAAAUUUAGACCCAUCGAUGAAUCUGCGCAACAACACAGAAAGAAACUUCAGGAAUCUCUGAAGACUUUAAAGGAGAAGUUAAAGGGUUUUAAACAAAUAAGAGUGUUUGAUCAAACGUCAAAACACAUAAAGGUCCAGGCCCGACGCACAGAGACGCAGAUUAAGGAUCAGUUUAAGAAGCUUCACCAGUUUUUAGAAGACGAAGAGGAGGCCAAGUUGGAUUUACUGAGGGAGGAAGAGGAGCAGAAGAGUCAGAGGAUGAAGGAGAAGAUGGUGGCUCUGAGCAGAGAGAUAGCAGCUCUUUCAGACUCAGUCAGAGCCACAGAGGAGCAGCUGAGAGCUGAAGACGUCUCAUUCCUGAUCAACUACAAGGCUGCAGUGGGAAGAGUCCAGCAGCGCCCCCUGCUGGAGGAUCUACAGCUGCUCUCAGGAGCUCUGAUAGACGAGGCCCAACACCUGGGCAACCUGGACUUCAAAAUCGGCUCCAAGAUGAAGUACAUGUUCUCCUUUACCCCUGUGAUUCUGGACCCAAACACAGCUCAUCCGGGAUUCAUCCUGUCUGAAGACCUGACCAGUGUGAGACUAGGAGAGGAACAGCUUGAUUUUGAUAACCCAGAGAGGUUUGAUUAUUCCCGCUCUGUCCUGGGCUCUGAGGGCUUUAACUCAAGGACUCACAGCUGGGAUGUCGAGGUUGGAGACAGUAAAGGCUGGUCACUGGGUGUUUUAGCAGAGUCUGUUCAGAGGAAGGGAGACAUUGAGUGUGGACUAUGGCGAAUAGGGUUCCACAAAGGUAAAUACUCAGCAUGGUCACCACCAGCUCCAUCCACUGAUCUCAUAGUGCAGAAGAAGGUCCAGAGGAUCAGAGUGACUCUGGUCUGGAACAGAGGAGAGCUGUCGUUCUCUGAUGCUGAUACUAACACACACAUACACACCUUCACACACACUUUCACUGAGAAGAUGUUUCCAUUCAUUAACACUGAUGUACCAGUGAAGAUAUUACCAAAGAGUCAGAGGAUGAAGGAGAAGAUGGAGGCUCUGAGCAGAGAGAUAGCAGCUCUUUCAGACUCAGUCAGAGCCCCAGAGGAGCAGCUGAGAGCUGAAGACGUCUCAUUCCUGAUCAACUACAAGGCUGCAGUGGAAAGAGUCCAGCAGCACCCCCUACUGGAGGAUCCACAGCUGCUCUCAGGAGCUCUGAUAGACGAGGCCCAACACCUGGGCAACCUGGGCUUCAACAUCUGGACCAAGAUGAAGGACAUGGUCUCCUACACCCCUGUGAUUCUGGAUCCAAACACUGCUCAUCCAUUAUUCAUCCUGUCUGAAGAUUUGACCAGUGUGAGACGAGGAGCGAGACAGCAGCUUCCUGAUAAUCCAGAGAGGUUUGAUAAAUACCCCUUUGUCCUGGGCUCUGAGGGCUUUAACUCAGGGACCCACAGCUGGGAUGUCGAGGUUAGAGACAGUACAGGCUGGUUACUGGGUGUGCUAGCAGAGUCUGUCCAGAGGAAGGGAAACGAACUGUCUGGGGCAUGGAUAAUAAGGUUCCAUAAAGGUAAAUUCUCAGCACGGUCACAACUAGAUCCACCCACUGAUCUCAUAGUGCAGAAGAAGGUCCAGAGGAUCAGAGUGACUCUGUACUGGAACAGAGGAGAGCUGUUGUUCUCUGAUGCUGAUACUAACGCACACAUACACACCUUCACAAACACUUUCACUGAGAAGAUGUUUCCAUUAAUUUUGACUGAGGAUGUUGUCCCACUGAAGAUAUCACCAGUGAAGGUGUGA
This is a messenger RNA of Etheostoma cragini (Arkansas darter), 2381 nucleotides long. Its product is annotated as E3 ubiquitin-protein ligase TRIM39-like. The transcript has 4 exons. The record is from RefSeq and is a predicted model, not a curated record. The coding region runs from base 258 to 2381 and encodes 707 amino acids. NCBI's taxonomy places the organism in Eukaryota, Metazoa, Chordata, Actinopteri, Perciformes, Percidae. Gene Ontology annotation, molecular function: zinc ion binding; protein binding.